AUUCUCAAGAUGUCAAUGACCGCAUUGGGUGUCAGCACCGCCUUUAUGGUCGGUUGCUGUAUUGCAGCACAAAUUGCCCGCCGUUUGGCCGCCAAGUUUUUCAAAGACCAGGGCAUUGUACCGGUUUUGGUAAAUGAAGCCAUCGCAUCGGCAGAAUUGUGUGCCUGCUGUUUCGAGCUGAUAAUUGUUGCCGAUAACUUUGGUGUGGCGGCCUAUGCUGUAUUCCUCUUUCUCUUGACGGUAUGGUGGGGCAAGGUGUGGGGCGAUGCCUCCGCUUGCCCCUAUACCCACAUGGAGGAUAUGUUGGAGGGUAAGACAUCUUUGAAAGAUGUUGCACUACGCACCUGGGCUGAGUUGAUGGGCGGUUGUUGUGUUUAUCGCAUUGUCCAGGUGUUUUGGUGGUUCGAAUUUGCGGAAACCCAUGAGGGUAGGGCAUUUGAGGAAUGCAAUGCUGAUUUACAGGUGAAUCCUUACUUGGGUGCUGCCAUUGAAGGCCUGGCCACCUUGUUAUGCCGCCUGGCGUCCAAAACCUUGAGCGAAAAGGGUCCCAAAUUCUGCAGCAUCAUUGAUUCGUUUAUCGGCACCAGCCUGGUGGUGGCAGCUUUCAACUUCUCCGGCGGUUACUUCAAUCCGGUCCUGGCCACCGCUCUGAAAUGGGGUUGCCGUGGCCACACCAACUUGGAACACAUUAUUGUCUAUUGGAUUGGUGCGUGUGUGGGUGCCAUAUUAUCGGUGCCACUAUUCCGAAUGCAAGCUGUCCGUAAGGUCUUGCUGGGUGCUGACGAAGUGGCGGACAAGAAAAAGGAGGAAUAG
Musca vetustissima is the source of this 813-nucleotide messenger RNA. It is a transcript of the gene AQP, whose product is annotated as aquaporin-11. The record is from RefSeq and is a predicted model, not a curated record. NCBI's taxonomy places the organism in Eukaryota, Metazoa, Arthropoda, Insecta, Diptera, Muscidae. Gene Ontology annotation, cellular component: cytoplasm. The transcript is spliced from 4 exons. The coding region runs from base 10 to 813 and encodes 267 amino acids. Gene Ontology annotation, molecular function: channel activity.